Strongyloides ratti is the source of this 672-nucleotide messenger RNA. Its product is annotated as V-type proton ATPase subunit E 2. Gene Ontology annotation, cellular component: proton-transporting two-sector ATPase complex, catalytic domain. The transcript has 3 exons. Bases 1 to 672 code for a protein of 223 amino acids. Gene Ontology annotation, molecular function: proton-transporting ATPase activity, rotational mechanism. The record is from RefSeq and is a predicted model, not a curated record. NCBI's taxonomy places the organism in Eukaryota, Metazoa, Nematoda, Chromadorea, Rhabditida, Strongyloididae. Gene Ontology annotation, biological process: proton transmembrane transport.
AUGAAUUAUAAUGAUGUUCAAAAACAACUUCAACAUAUGAUUGCAUUUAUCGAGCAAGAAGCCAAUGAAAAGGCUGAGGAAAUUGAUGCUAAAGCUGAUGAAGAAUAUUCAAUUGAAAAGGGUCGUUUAGUUCAACAACAACGUACAAAAAUUAAUGAAUAUUAUGACAAAAAGUUGAAACAAGUUGCACUCCAAAAAAAAAUUCAAGGUUCACAAAUGUUUAAUGAAGGAAGACUCCAAGUUUUAAGAGCUCGAGAGGAAUAUCUUAACGGUGUUAUUGAUGAAGCUAGAAAUCAAUUGACCAAUAUCACAGCAUCUGACAAGUAUGAAGAUAUCCUUGAAGGAUUAAUCAAACAAGCUUUAUUUCAGUUACUCGAAAAUGAAGUAACUCUGAAAUGCCGUGAAAAUGACCUUUCAUUGGUAAAUAAAAUACUACCAAAAUGUGUCGAAGAUUUAAACAGACAAUGGGAUGAAAAAUGCACAGUUAACAUAGAUACUAAAAAUUUUUUACCAUCCACCAGUGCUGGUGGAGUUGAAGCAUCCGCAAAAAACGGUAAAAUCAUAGUGGUGUCUACUCUCGAAUCAAGACUAAAUCUUAUUGCGAAUCAAAUAACGCCACAAUUACGAACAGCAUUAUUUGGACCAAAUCUAAGUAGAACACACUUUGACUAA